Molecule: messenger RNA, 1048 nt
Organism: Hevea brasiliensis (rubber tree)
Lineage: Eukaryota; Viridiplantae; Streptophyta; Magnoliopsida; Malpighiales; Euphorbiaceae
Product: 25.3 kDa vesicle transport protein SEC22-1
Exons: 5
Coding region: 256-927 (223 amino acids)
Biological process (GO): vesicle fusion with Golgi apparatus; retrograde vesicle-mediated transport, Golgi to endoplasmic reticulum; endoplasmic reticulum to Golgi vesicle-mediated transport
Cellular component (GO): ER to Golgi transport vesicle membrane; endoplasmic reticulum membrane; Golgi membrane
Molecular function (GO): SNAP receptor activity
Source: RefSeq, a predicted model, not a curated record
UGCUUUCGUAUUCAAUUAUAUUUUCAAAUAUUAAAAAAAAAAAAAAAGGAUGUAGGAGAAAGGAAAUGAAUAUUCUCAAUUCUUAUGCCUUUGUACACCCAAGGAAUGACUUCACCGUCAAGUUCAAUUACCUGAUCACCUCCUCUUUUGUCCUGCUAUAAAGGGCCUUAUGUAUUGAUCCUCCUCCCAUCAAAUCUGACCUUCACAUAUUGCUGUUAGAUUUUACAUUUGUGGAUUGCAUAAUUCUUUUUGGUAAUGGUUGAGCUGACAAUAAUUGGAAGGUUGGCUGAUGGGUUGCCUCUUGCACAAGGGCCCAGGUACGUACAUAAAGAGAAUGAUAACUUCAUAUUUUAUAGGCAACAAGCUGAAUUCAUACUGAAAGAAAUCUCAAGCGGUGCCCUGACACCUUCCAAGAUGACCAUUCGCAUUGAUCACCACUCCUUCAACUACUUGGUUGAGAAUGGAGUCUGCUUCAUUACAUUGUGCGAUUCUUCAUAUCCAAGAAAGCUAGCUUUCCAUUACCUGCAAGAUUUGCAGAAGGAGUUGGAGAAACUUGACAAUGCCCUCAUUCACAAGAUUACAAGUCCUUACACUUUCCACAAAUUCGAUGGUGUUAUUAGAAAUAUAAGGAAGCAAUACGUUGAUACCAGAACACAAGCUAAUCUGUCAAAGUUGAAUGCUAGUAGACAGAAAGAUACAGAUAUCAUUACUCAACACAUUUCUGAAAUCUUGGAAAGAAAACGGAAUGCAGAACUAUCAGAAACAGCACUAGCAAGACCUCCAACUGCCCCUUCGAUAUGGGGUUCCCCACUCCUUGAGUUGAUCGCACUGAAAUGGACACCCAUUACAAUUGUCGUUGCUGUUGCUUCUGUUCUCUUAUGGGCCAGCUUAAUCUUCACGGAGGACUUCAUCAUUUCAACCAUAUGAAAUGCCUCAAACUAGCUAGGAUUGGCAAGCCCAAAUUGAAAGCUGAAUUUUCCGAUUGAGAAUAUUACUUAAAUUAGGCAUUUUUCUGGCAGUCCUGCAUUUAAUUACUCUAAUAAUAAUA